CAAGCGCUUGUAAAUAUGCACAAUUAAACGCGUGCUUCAAAUUUUUCUCUUUUCUUUUCUCUCUGCCGAAUUCUGCCAAAUUCGCGUCUCGCAUCUUUGCCGUUAUGUCGCGCGGUCCCGUGUUCUCGCGUUGCGGCCACUGACACGAACGAUCACGUCGAUCAAAUGUUUCGAAGAUAGCCAUUUUGGCGGGUGACGUGUUUGUGCGUACCCGCUCUCGUCAGCCAUAACACAAUCACCUACGUCGAGAGAAACAGUGAGAGAAAGAGAGAGUGAGGGAGAGACGUAGAAAGAGAGAGAGGAGAGUGUGUGUGUGUGAAGGGAGUGGGGAGAGAGAUCGCGUGUUCCACGAGGACGCGUGUCGCGAUUGCACUCGGUAUAAUUUUAAUCGUUUGCACAUCGCGGGAGGAGAGACGCGCGGCGGAUGCGACGGCGAGGAAGCAUGACCGGCGUCCGUACCGCCGGACGGUAAACAUUGCAUUCGCCGCGACCGCGACGUACGAUUUGCCGCUGCACUAGGGGGGGCAAUGCACCAUGGGAACAAUUUACGACAGGCGCAUGCGCAAAUCAGUUUACAGUUGGAGCCUGAAAGAAAAUGGCGUCUGCUAAGUUUCUGGAGGAAGCUCUUAGCACUGAUGUCGACGAAUCUGCAGUGAACGCGAUAGUAGGCUCCCUCGAGACGCAGCUGGUGACGUCGACGCCGACUGUGGCCGGACAUCAGGCGAGUUCCGCGUCGGUCAGCCAGCAGAAUCAUCAGGUAAACAGCGCUAUUUCCAACGGGGGUACAAUCACCACGGUGCAGUCACAGAAGCAUGGGGUUUCGAACGGCGGCGGUGCUACCACGGUGAACAGCCUGAUGACUCAGGAAGUUGCCAAGUCCAUCACCACCAGCACUUUGCUGCCGGUGAACGUGGUUACUUCGAACGCAGUGGCGCCACAGGUCAUCACCACACAGCAGCAGCAACAGCAACAGCAGCAGCAACAGCAACCGCAGCAGCAGCAACAGCAACAGCAACAGCCGCAAGCACAGCAAACACAGCAGCAACAACACACGCAAGCAUCGGGGAUAUCCGCGUAUAUCAAUCAAGUAACCACGAACCAAGUGUCCAGCAAUCAGACGACACAUAUACCGAGCCUGACGAAAUCGCAUGAACCAGUAAAGAUCAUUUAUCCCGCCGUUGGCCAAGUUAUCGCCACCACAGGCGUCGCGAAUGCGAACAACAAGCUCACCUUUCCCGCCCAAACUGUUGGCCAGUUAGCGAACGGCACUCUGGGCAUUACCUCGCCGGCGGUGUUACAGACCACGUCGAAUGCCGUGUCCACUGUAGGCUCUGUCAGUCAAACGGGCAGUCAAACGGUUACCGGCGUGAACAAGCCGACGGGCACGACUCUAGUGAUCAAGACCAGUGUGGCACCAGCAGGCAUGGUUUCCGUUCCCAUGACUGUACCAGUCUCUGGCAAUGCUGUGAGCACUGCAUUACAGGCCAAGGCUGGAGUUACCUCUACGAUAGUACCCAGCAAUGUUCAAAUUCUCAAUGUAAAUACUAUGCGGCCUGCCACACCAGUGGCAGGGCAGCAAGCCAAUAAGCAAGUCACUUCUAGAGUGGUGAUAGGGCAACCCAUGGUUGGCACAAGAUCAGGACCUCAAGGGAUAACGUUCCAGGCACUUCAUGGCCUUCAACCUGGAACUCAGGGUCAUCUCUUGUUAAAAACAGAGAACGGACAAUUUCAGCUAUUGAGGGUGGGACCAGCACCACCUCCCGGUACUCCCACUGGUACUGCGGUUACACCCAAUAGUAUAGCUGGAAAUGCAGUAGUUGCUGCACCAUCUCCAGGCACUACCUAUCGCCUAGCUUCAGUGCCGGCUGUAAGUAGGCUGAAUACUCAGUUCACUGGCCCACCACUCGCCACCCUAAGAAAAUCUGUUCAGACAGUUGCUGCUACUAUUACUACAUCUACUACAACCCCAACAACAGUAACCACAGCAGCUACAACUACUACUGCACAAACGGUUACCCCCGUUCAAACGGUUCAAACAUCUGCAUCACGUCCGAAUCCUGAAAAUACCAAAGAAAAGUGCCGUAAAUUCUUAGCGAACCUAUUAGAGUUGUCUAGUCGAGAGCCUAAAGCAGUGGAACGUAAUGUCCGAACUUUAAUACAAGAGCUGAUCGACACUAAAGUCGAACCGGAAGAGUUCUGUGACAGGCUUGAGAAAUUAUUGAACGCUUCGCCACAACCAUGUCUCAUCGGAUUUUUAAAGAAGAGUCUGCCGCUUCUACGGCAAUCUCUUGUUACAAAAGAAUUGGUGAUAGAAGGAAUCAAACCUCCACCAGCCAAUGUUGUCUUCUCUAUAGCUUCAACCGUUCCAACAAUUACGCAGCAAAAUCAAUUCAGACCAACGGUAGCUGUGACAACGACAGUUCCAAUCACUACGACGGCGACUGCGACAACUCAAGUACGAGUAAUGACACCGCUUCCAGCAGCGGCUGUGGCGGUAGCGGCAGCAGCACCAACGCCGGCACCAGCACCAACGCCAGUACCAGCACCGGCGCCAGCACAAGUAACGGUAGCAGCAGUAACAGCAGCAACGGUAGUUACAACGACUGUACCACGGCCUGCUCAACCUGUCCAACAAAGGCUGGUGCGACCAGUAACCACGGUGGUUCGUAGCCCUACCACAGCGUACACUGUAAAAUCGACAGUGGCGGUUACCGGGAUUCGUCCUACUGCUCCUGUUGUUCAAAAACCACCCAUCAUGACCACAGUUGUGAAAACAAUCGCAACUACCACGCAAGGCAAGACAGUCAAUACAACUACCACUGUUAAUAAAGCCGUAGUGCCUUCUCUCGUUCAAAAACCGGCUGCAAAGGAGAAAGAGAAAAAGUCAUUUUCAUCAGCAGGAUAUACGGCGGACGACGAUAUAAAUGAUGUAGCGGCUAUGGGUGGUGUUAAUCUUGCGGAAGAAUCUCAAAGAAUACUCGGUUCUACAGAGUUUGUUGGUACUCAGAUACGAUCCUGUAAAGAUGAAGUAUUUUUGCACAUUACUCCGUUACAGCAAAGAAUUAAACAAAUCACAUCCAACUACGGACUGGAGGAACCCAGUCAAGAAGUGGCAGCGUUAAUCUCACACGCUGCUCAGGAGAGGUUAAAAAAUUUAGUGGAAAAAUUAGCGCUAAUUGCGGAGCAUAGGAUAGAUCUCAUUAAGGUUGAUCCCAGAUAUGAGGUAACGCAAGACGUAAGAGCGCAACUAAAAUUUCUGGAAGAUCUAGAUAGGGUUGAGCGUAGGCGACACGAAGAGCAAGAACGAGAAUUGCUUUUGCGUGCUGCGAAGAGUCGUGCAAAAACGGAAGAUCCCGAGCAAGCCAAAUUGAAGGCGAAGGCCAAAGAGAUGCAACGUGCAGAGAUGGAGGAACUGAGGCAAAGAGAAGCGAAUCUAACAGCCUUACAAGCAAUCGGCCCUCGCAAGAAGCCUAGACUCGAUAUAGCGGGCACGACCAAUAGUUCGGGAAGCACCACCGCGAACGCAUCACACAGCGGACCGAACAGGCAAAUAUCGAUGAGACCGCGUUUUAAGAGAGUGAACAUUAGAGAUUUGAUGUUUCUACUGGAGCAGGAAAAAGAAACGUGUAGAAGCACCAUGCUAUAUAAGUCAUACUUGAAGUGAUGCCCUGUGAAGGGCAGGAACUUCAGUGACCCGCCCGAUAUUUGGCGUCCUUCCUGUAUGGUUUUACGUGAGCUGGUCUCGACAGGACUUGAUGGAACUCAUCAUGCGACAUUAUCAUCUUACAUUGUCGUAGUGUACAGUGUUUUAUAAGUCCGGGGAUUGCGAUGAGAAACUCAAUUUUGGUGGGGGGAGGGGGUACGGUGAAGUCGGGAGAGGAAGCGCGGACUCGGAAUUCAAAAUGAGAGAUCGUUUUCACCGUGUCGAUACUAAGCUUCCCUACUAUAAAUGACUGAACAUUUUUUAAAUGUAAUAUAAUAAUAUAAUAAAUCGUUCUUUAUUUUUCAACAUGAAAUCGCAUUAAUGAGAGCAGGAGUGAAAGAUAAAGAGAAAGAGAGUGUGAGAGGGAGGGAGAGAAAGAGCGAAAGAGA
Messenger RNA from Harpegnathos saltator (Jerdon's jumping ant), 4092 nucleotides. RefSeq names its product transcription initiation factor TFIID subunit 4. NCBI's taxonomy places the organism in Eukaryota, Metazoa, Arthropoda, Insecta, Hymenoptera, Formicidae. The record is from RefSeq and is a predicted model, not a curated record. Gene Ontology annotation, molecular function: DNA binding; protein heterodimerization activity; RNA polymerase II general transcription initiation factor activity. Gene Ontology annotation, cellular component: transcription factor TFIID complex. Gene Ontology annotation, biological process: DNA-templated transcription; transcription initiation at RNA polymerase II promoter. The transcript has 10 exons. The coding region runs from base 596 to 3664 and encodes 1022 amino acids.